Messenger RNA from Colletotrichum truncatum, 2583 nucleotides. RefSeq names its product C6 transcription factor. The record is from RefSeq and is a predicted model, not a curated record. NCBI's taxonomy places the organism in Eukaryota, Fungi, Ascomycota, Sordariomycetes, Glomerellales, Glomerellaceae. Gene Ontology annotation, cellular component: nucleus. Gene Ontology annotation, biological process: positive regulation of transcription by RNA polymerase II. Gene Ontology annotation, molecular function: transcription cis-regulatory region binding; DNA-binding transcription factor activity.
AUGAAGGUUAAGUGUAAUCAUUAUGUUGCUGUCUUGGCCAAGGAAGAGGAGUUAAGAGCGACUGAGUCGCUCCGAUUUCUGCAGUCACGGUUCUAUGGGAGCAUCCACAAGGGCCAUAUGGUGGUUAGUCGCCGCCAGCACGGAGCAAGACUUUUCACCGUCCUGCAAAACUACUGUUGCGUAGCGGAGGACAUUCAACAGCCUGUUCACCACUGUUGCGUUCUUGCUAGAGAACACAAAGAGGUCUCUUCGGACGACGAGCUUGUCAGAUGGGGCGAGAGUUUGCUGUCCCCUGAAGACCAAGACACAUUCGAAGGUCUCAUCGAGCUCUUCACCAAGGAUUACUCCGCCCCGUGCCGCUCAGGUGGCCCCCCAACUCCGAGGCGACCCCAAAUCAUGUAUAAGAUCUAUUGCGAGGAAAACUUGGGCUUUAUCCGAGAGAAUACCAACGCGGUGGUGCCGCUGCCACUGCUCGCCACGGCAGAGUUCAAAACAAUCAUACAGGUUUCAAGGAAAUCUAUGAGCUCGGCUCUCGUUGCUGAUGUCCCUUCUACCGUUACGGCUGCCCUCAACCGAAUCGAAGAGAACACUCGAGGCCCCGAGCUGCGCAUUCCUACCGACUUUGCUGUUGGACCCUUUGGGGUUUUCAAAAGCGUGCCAUCAUGCAACCAAAGCUCUUUUGGUGAUGAUACUUUGAUGCUAUCCCCUCCACCUACAACGUGUAGGUCAGGCUCCAUUGAGGUGGCUUCGUAUAGCUCGCCUCUUUCAAUAAUUUCUUCCUCUAUACCGCAGUGCCAAAAUCGCAUACAAGCCCAACGUGAAGGGACCGGCCUUGACUCAACAAGCUACCAGCAGCCUAUCGAAAACGAUGUUAUCAUUCCAGAUGCUCUUGGUGAUUUCUUUUCAAACUCUCUCGAUUUCUUACAAUGGGGGGAUCUGUUUACUUGGGAUUCCGAGCUGCUGGGCAUCCCUCUACUGGCCAACAAUCUGAACUGCAUCGAUGCCCCAACCGAGCCGUCAGGUUGUGCAGCGGAUUGUGAUACAACUUGGACAGACAUGGCGCAAGAUAGUCUCCUAGUUCAUUCUAGCACCGGUGAUGUGGCAUGGCCCGAACUAAAUCUUGAAGUGGAUGCGCCAUUGCUGCUAAAACACUUCAACGAGGAAGUCAUCAAUCAGAUGGGAUCAUUGCCUAUUAACGAGAAAUCAGGUUGGAGGAUUCUUAAUGUUCCGCAUGCAAUCCUCACUCUGAUCGAUUUGACAAUGUUCAAAGUGGGAAAAGAAAAGAUCAGGCAUGCCAGCCUGGCAAACUUUUACGCGCUCAUCGCUGUGUCAGCAUUCCACCUGUCACUUAACGCGGCGAGCUUCCCGUCUUUGUCAAAACCUGGAAGGAACUGGGAGGCUCUUUCAAAGAAAACAUAUGAUGCCGCUAAAUACCACCUGAAGAUUAGCCUCGAGACCGAGUCCACCUUGGAGUCUUCUAACAAGGCCAAAUACAAGGAGCAACUCAUGGCCGUUGGCGCUGUGUUAGCUACUUCUUUACUAUCUGGAAACGAGUUGGACUCACACAGGUAUCUGGUGGCAAUGGAGCGAUUGAUUCGUCGACGAGGGCUGAAGAAGCCAAAACUCUCUCGCCGGGCCCGGUUAUUUCAUAACAUCUAUGCGUGGAUGCGCAUUGUUUCCGAGAGCACAAAUGUGCUGCACGAGAACAGCCCAUUUGCCAUGAGGCCCUUUAAACUGGUCAGAACCGGACUAACCACGCCUGAGGACAAUGACUCUGGGACAAUUCGAUCAAAACAGGCAACGCCACUCAAUAUCCAGAAUACCAACACAGACAGCACACUAGACAGCUUCCUUCACUUGGAAUCGCCAUACCUACAACCUUAUCGCCAUGACCGAGAUCAAGACCACGAUGACACCCGCGACAUUCAUCUAAUGAGCUCGCUCAACUGCCAAGAAGACAUGCAUAUGCGCAUUUAUGGCGUUCCUGAAACCUGGCUCAGGUUGGUAUCGCAAACCACCAGGCUUGCAAACGUCAUGGAUCACCUAGCGACAGGGCAAGACCAAUCAGAUGGCGAUAAUACAGCCUUUCUUCAAUCAAAGGCAUCGUACUUGGAAGAGGCCGUCUGCUCUUUCAAGAUGCGCUAUUUGUCAAAUACCGGAGCCGAAACCAACCAGAGCCGCCCACAUGUACACAUGACAAGAGCACUCAGCGCAGCACUUGUGAUUUUCUUCUAUAGACGGAUUAGGAAGAUCCACACCCUAAUGCUUCAGGAAAGUGUAAAACAGGUCAUUGAGUCACUCCAUGCAUUUGACAAGGCAUUGGAAGAAAAUGAACUUCUUGGCCCUGGGACAGCGUGGCCUGCUUUCGUUGCUGGAGCAGAGGCCACAGAGAGCGAACAGCGUAGGCAGUUCGAGGACUGGUUGGUAAAGGCACAUUCUAAGUCGGGAUGGAAAGGUUACUUGGUCUCCAAAGAAAUCUUAAAUGAGGUCUGGAUGCAACGCGAUGCUGCUGGUGGAACAGCAACUUCACCAACGUGGGUUGACGUUUGCAAGCAAAUGCGGCGCUGGCCACUCCUAUGCUAA